Cyanistes caeruleus (blue tit) is the source of this 3255-nucleotide messenger RNA. RefSeq names its product SUZ RNA binding domain containing 1 (gene SZRD1). Lineage: Eukaryota; Metazoa; Chordata; Aves; Passeriformes; Paridae. The record is from RefSeq and is a predicted model, not a curated record.
GCUGCCAUCCUGCUGGGAUCAGCCCAGGAUGGAUUUGGACUUCCCACACCAAAAAGAUUCUGGGCAAACCUUUGCAGCAUUCUGGUUUUGCUUGGCAAUGUGCCCCCGUCCCAUGGGGGUUCUACAGGGCCUCCCCCCACUGAAGGACACGUUCCUGGGGUGCUAAGGGUCUCCAGCUCACCAGGAACACCCCCAAGGUAGCAGCUUUAUGGCUGGGCUGGCUUUUAGGGUGGCUUUUAGGAUGCCAGGCCAUGGGAAUGUGGGAUCUGAGCAGCCCCUCCGUGUCUGCAUUCAGGGGUGGGUUGUGGAUCCUGUUUCCUUCAGGGUAGGGGGAGGAAGGAUGGCGGUGCUGGGGCUGGAGCUCACUUUCCAUGACGUCCUUGUCCACAAACGCAGCCUAAAUGUCAGAGAACAGAGUCUCCUUCAGGCUGUUUGUUUGGGUGCUGUUUGGCAUCCACAAAUAAUAGCCCUAAAAAUAGGUGAGUGACAUUCCUUGCUAAUCUCUGGGGAGGGGGUUUUGUGCAGGGAUGUGAACCAGGUUUAGUUUUUGGAGAUGGGUUUGUCAGGGAAGGGGGAGCUGGAAGAGCCCCUCAGGUGAUGAAUGGCUGGGGUUUGUCCACAGUGACCUGUCCAGGUCCUCGGAUGCCAAAUCCAGCUGCCUCUGCAGACAGCUCAUGCCUGUGGUGCUUGUAGUGCCUCUGGCACUUGCCCUCCAAGUCAGUUCCUAAUUUUACCUCCUUACCCAGCCAGUGACAGCGUGACACAGCAGAGGAGAGGGAAUGACAUCAGCAGACGGAUGGAUCAGUGCAGAGCGGCAGCAGGGAUUUGAUUUUAAUUAAAAAUGAGCGGUGCCAAGGUGAUUCUGCUUUUAAAUUGGUGGAGUGAUCCCUGUCACGAGCUGUGAGGCUGCUCAAGGCUGGGGCUGUCUCUGCACGUGGUGUUUGAGCCCUCCAUUCCUACAAUUCCAAACAUCCUGGUAAUAAACACUGAGCUUCCUGGAAAACGCAGCGCCAGCCCCUGUGUUUGAAAGAGAACACAACUUCUGACACCCCGAGUGCUGUGUGAGGAGGGGAGCUGCUUUUGGCCAUCUAUUUCAACACAAAAGGAGACUUUUUCUACCCAAAAGUCCAGUGGAUGUCUGGAGGCAGCUGGAAUCCCCUCAGCAGGAAUUCUGUGGAUGCUGCAGGACUGACAGUUGUUGGGAUGGGUGGGAGAGGUUGGUUUAUGUUAUUCUGCCAAGAUCCCUGCAUGUGGAGGAUGUUCUGCACAGAGCACAGUGCUUCCAUCAGCUGCUGAGGCUGGAAUUCAGGGAAUGUUUUAGCUGCUCCUGGCUUUGCUCCUCGUGCCAGCCUGGUGUGGGCACAGGCAGGGGCUGGCAAAACUGAAAAUGUGUUUUCAAGACCACGAUGUCACCUGAGCUGGCUCAGCGAGGAGACAACCCCUUCCCCUGAGCUGGGCUUCCAUUGUUCGCCACCAGCUGCUCCACAGCAUCUCCAUCCUCGCUGGCUGUCCUGCAGCCCGUUCCCGUGCCUCUCUCAGAGGGCAGGAGGCAGCUCAGACACGUUUGCCUCCCUCCUGAGCAGCGCUGGACUCCUUCCCAGGCCCCUUGAAGAGGAAGGAAGCUGCAGGUGUUUGCCCUCCCCGGGAGGCUCUGGCUGAGACCUGCCUUGUGAAGCUCUGCCUGGUUUUGUUACCUCCCAGGACAGGGCUGGGCAGGAAACUCAACCUCCCACCCACCUUUUAUCUUCCUGAAAUGAUUUAUUCCCUCCAAGGUGGAGGCUGCAUGACCAACAUCCAGCACUGUGGUUUGGCAUCUUGUAGUGACUUGUGCUCCUUCCCUGCUCACAGGGGCAGGGAAUUUCUGUCUAAACCCAUUCUCUUCCUGAGCUGUGCCUGCUCUGUUUCCUCAUGGAAAACAUGGGGAAAAAACCAUGGGAAGCGUGGGGAAGCAGCCAGGCCUCAAAGCAGAGCAGCUGCCUCCUGCCAGAAGUUUGGAAUUUCUUUCUGUGGUGCCAGUUAUCAGCUGGCUAAACUGGGACACUCUCAGGUAGCAUUCCCCCCUCUUCCUUGAUGAUUAAAUCAAACACAAAAAGCUGCUCCAGAGAGGAUCUAAAACUCGCAGUGGGCUUGGGGCAGGUCAGCCACAGGAGGGUUGAGACCUGCCUUGGUUCUCCUUAGCCGAGAUUCUCUGCGUAACCGCUCCGGUUGCGACACCCGGCCACCUUUGCUGAGCUGGAUCCCAGCCUCGGGCAGAGGCUGACAACGCUCAAAGCCCGGCUUUGUCAGCGAUGAACGCGUCCCUCCGCGCUGGGUGCCGCGGCAGCAGCGUGUGGAGCGGCAGGGAGCAGCACAGGGAGGAUCCCAGCCUGUGUGUGGGGCAGGGCAGGGAUUUCUCCACGCAGGAAUGUGGCCCUGCCAGCCAGCCCUGCCCGUGGGCUCGGCUCCCCCCGGGAAUAUCGAGCUGGUGGAUCGCUGGAAUGGCGCCUGAGGAUGGCCCCGGCCGCUGCUCCCGUGCCCCGCAGGAAAUAGACAGACGGUUGGAAAAGAAGCUGAAGAUCACACAGAAGGAAAGCAGCAGAAAGUCCAAAUCUCCUCCCAAAGUGCCGAUUGUGAUCCAGGACGACAGCCUUCCCGCGGGGCCCCCGCCCCAGAUCCGCAUCCUCAAGCGUCCCACGAGCAACGGCGUCCUCAGCAACCCCAACUCGGCCAGCCGCCCCGCCUUCCCCGUCAAAUCGCUGGCACAGCGCGAGGCCGAGUACGCCGAGGCCAGGAAACGCAUCCUGGGCAGCGCCAGCCCCGAGGAGGAGCAGGAGAAGCCCAUCCUGGACAGACCCCCGCGGAUCUCGCAGCCUGAGGACACCAGGCAGCCCAACAACGUGAUCCGGCAGCCGCUGGGCCCCGAUGGCUCGCAGGGCUUCAAGCAGCGCAGAUAGAGGCGGAGGCGCCGUUCCGCCGGCACGGACACACGGACCCGGGCCAGGGCACGUCCCGGGCUGAUUUGCACUGUGACCCUUUUUUUUGCUCUGCCCACUGUGACCUUGAGCCCCACGCACUGUGAGCUCCCCUCUGCACCCACUGUGAGCGGCGAUCCCGGCAGGGCUGUCCCAGGGGGGACGGAGGGGCCGUGCCGGACCUGGCCGGGCGCGGGGAGUCGUGUGUGUCCCGCUCGGGUCGGAGCGAGCGCCAGCAAUAACGUUUGUUGUACUCCAAACCUGGCAUUUAAGGAUAAAAAAAGAAAAAAAAAAAAAAAAAAAA